Molecule: messenger RNA, 782 nt
Organism: Medioppia subpectinata
Lineage: Eukaryota; Metazoa; Arthropoda; Arachnida; Sarcoptiformes; Oppiidae
Source: the annotation of a GenBank genome assembly
GCGAGCAAAUGAUACCCGUAUUGAACGCACUGUCCGUCGAUUGCGCCCUCUUUGGGAACCACGAGUUCGACUUUGGUGUCCCUCAUCUGGAGUCGUUUGUCAGCAGAACUAACUUCCCGUGGGUUUUGUCCAAUGUAUUCGAUCCGCAGACCAACCGUCCGAUGGCCGGCGCUUUCCUCUUCCAUACCAUUCGUAGAAAUGGCAAAAAAGUAGGAAUCAUAGGUCUGGUGGAAGAGCAGUGGUUGGCCGACGCCAUAGACCAGCCAUUUCUGUACCGAAACUUUAUAACCGAAGGAAAACUAUUGGCCAAACAGUUGAAGGAAAAGGAGAGCGUAGACUUUGUGAUUGCCUUAACACACAUGCGAUGGCCUAACGAUUGCCUUUUGGCCCAAAACGUGCCCGAAAUUGAUUUAAUUCUGGGCGGACACGACCACGACUACCAGUGCCGUCGCGUCAACAAUAUAUUGUGCGUUAAAAGUGGUACUGAUUUUCGACAAUUCAGUAAAAUAGACGUCCAAUUCGUCGGUUCCCAGAAAUACGAGAUUAAAUGCAAUGAAAUUACUGUCAAUUCGUUUGACUUCAACGAAGACCAGGCGCUGAAAGAGGAGCUCAAGAAGUACUCGUUUGCCGUCGAAUCCAAAAUGGAUAUCGUUUUGUGCGAAAUGCGGUCACAACUGGACGGACGGUUCGCCUCAAUACGAAAUAAAGAGACAAAUUUAGGCAAUUUUAUAUGCGAUAUAGUGUUGGCCACCACUGGUGCCGAUGCCGUCCAGUGCGCGAUU